This is a messenger RNA of Alligator sinensis (Chinese alligator), 6096 nucleotides long. RefSeq names its product zinc finger protein 845-like. Gene Ontology annotation, molecular function: RNA polymerase II transcription regulatory region sequence-specific DNA binding; DNA-binding transcription factor activity, RNA polymerase II-specific. Gene Ontology annotation, biological process: regulation of transcription by RNA polymerase II. The coding region runs from base 1 to 3897 and encodes 1298 amino acids. NCBI's taxonomy places the organism in Eukaryota, Metazoa, Chordata, Crocodylia, Alligatoridae. Gene Ontology annotation, cellular component: nucleus. The transcript is spliced from 3 exons. The record is from RefSeq and is a predicted model, not a curated record.
AUGACUUUCCCUCUCGAGUCUGAUGUCUUUGAAAUCGACCUCCCAAUAACUGUCUUAGUGCUGAGUGAUGAUGAUUUUAUAGAAGAUGAAGAACAGGAAGUCUCAACAGGUAACGAUUUGAACAGUCAGGAGAAGGAAGAGGAAACUGCUUUGAAUAAUGUCAGCACCAUAAAAAACACAGAGGAAGAGCAGAGGCCUUCAGAUGAUGAUAACAUUAUAAGGAGUCAGGAAGAGGAGAGCACUUUGAAUGAGGACAGUGUUACACAUUUCAGCACUUUGAAUGAGGCCUGCUGUGUUGUAAAAUAUCCAAUUUUAAGAAAUGAGGAAGAAGAGGAGAUUACUCUGAAUGAGGACAACGUUGUAAAAUAUCCAGAUGAAAUUUUAAAGAGUCAGGAGGAAAAGGAGACCAUUUUGAAUGAAGACAAUGUUGUAAAAUAUCCAGAGGAAGUUUUAAGGAAUGAGGAGAAAGAGGAGACUACUCUCAAUAAGGACAAUGUAAAAUAUCCAGAGGAAAUUUUAGAGAGUCAGGAGGAAGAGGAGGCCACUUUGAAUGAGGACAAUGUCACACAUUUCAGCACUUUGAAUGAGGCCUGCUGUGUUGUACAAUAUCCAAAGGAAAUUUUAAGAAAGGAAGAAGAGGAGAUUACUCUGAAUGAGGACAACGUUGUAAAAUAUCCAGAUGAAAUUUUAAAGAGUCAGGAGGAAGAGGAGACCACUUUGAAUGAGGACAAUGUUGUAAAAUAUCCAGAGGAAAUUUUAAGGAAUGAGGAGAAAGAGGAGACUACUGUCAAUGAGGGCAGUGUUGUAAAAUAUCCAGAGGAAAUUUUAGAGAGUCAGGAGGAAGAGGAGACCACUUUGAAUACGGAAAACACUGUGAAAUAUCCAGAGGAAGAGCAGGUUUCUUUGCGUGUGUGUGAGAAAUGUUCCACCCAAGUUUUGGUAACUGAUCUGGAUGCUCUGAGCUCUAGUAAAUCCAGUCCAAAUUAUGAGGCUUCUACAUCACCUUCCACAUCAACUUCCAGAAUAGACCCUGUGGAUAUAAGCGAGUGUGCUGAAGGCAAAGGACACGAGAAUGAUGACAAUUCUUCAAAGGUUCUUUUUUUUCUGUCACGUGCUGAAAAUGAGGGUGGGGACAGUCUGACAAAUGGACAGGUGAUUUUGGGAACAGCAUUUACAAAUGAAAAGGAACUAAGGACUAAUGAAAACAACAGCAGUCAAGAAAACCCACCAAAAACCGAUUGCACGGAUAUGGAGAUGUGUGUUAACACUGAAGAUCUUUCCCCUUCAAAGAACAAAAAUAAUGAAGCUGAAGACAGAUCAAGAAAGGAACGUGGUUCUGAAGAUGAAACUCUAAAUUCUGGAAAACUUAAUGACAUUCAAGAAGAUCUAAAUGUUGUAGAAGAAAGAGAGUGUGUUCAAAAUACUUCUGCCCCGGUUGAUAAUGAAGACUCUUCUAUAUUGGAGGAUUUGCCAGAAAAUGCAGGUGAAUCAGCAAUGAAUGGUAUUGAAUCCAUUAUUUCUGAAGACCGUGUUCAUCUAUCAUUACCUUCAUCUUCUAGAGAAAUGGGAAGCUCAGAAAAUCUUGAUAUGUCUCAUGUGAUUACAAAACAUGUAAAACAACUGGAUGUAAAACAGCAAGAAGAGACAUUGCUACUAGACGAUGAGUACAACAGCAAAGCACUUUCUCUGAGAUUGUCUGCAUAUAAGCAUAAGAAGAGGCUGAAUUUCAAAUGCAGGUUUUGUAGCUCUGCAUAUAAAUGUACCAAUCUUCUAAAGAAACAUGUUUACUCAGUGCAUCAAGAUAAAAAAAUACACAAAUGCUGCUUUUGCCAGAGAACCUUUUUCUUUUUUGUCAACCUUAAAUUCCACCUUGCAUUUCAUAAGGCAGGGUUAAAAUAUAUAAGAAAAUAUAACGAAGCGAACAUUGCAAAAGAUGGAAAAAACACAGCGCAAGCACAAUCUUUGGAUAAGAAAAAGGAAAGUAAAUAUGAGAAAUUUUUCACCAAAAUUGGAAGGGAUUUUAAAACGAUAGGUACUCCCACAUUUUUUUCUUACAAAGUGUGUCUCUUUGCUUCACCAAAUCCUAAGGUUUUUAUUCAUCACGUGAAGGGACAUAGAGACACACCGCCUUAUCGGUGUCCUGAGUGUGACUAUUCCUGCAUUAGCUUGUCUUAUAUGCUGAAUCACAUGUACUGGCAUGCUGGCUAUGAGCUGUAUAAGUGCAGGUUCUGUAAUUUUUUCUCGCUGUAUUUUGCAAGCAUGAUAAGACACAGCUACAUGCAUAUGGGGGCCAAACCAUAUUCCUGUGAAUUUUGCCAGUCAGCAUUCACAAGUACAAGCGGCUUAAAGCGGCACAGAAGUAUACAUGCUGGCAAAGAAUUGUGCAGAGUCCGUCAACACCUCAGCUUUUCAGUCCUGGAGAGGAGAAAUGAAAGACCUUCAAAGAGUUAUACAUGUGAUCAGUGUAACGUUGUAUUUUACACUAAAGGACACCUACGCUUUCAUAAGAAAUUUCACAAGCGAGUUGAAAGUUAUGCUUACAUGAAUGAGGGUGACAACUGUCAUAGAAGUGAAGCGUAUGGAGAUGACAGAGAUUUCCCAAAGGAUCAGAUUCCUCCUCCUGCUUCCAACAAUAGUGAUGAUGAUCACUUGGUUAAUGAAACGCACCUGGACUUAGCUUCAGGAUCAGAGUUUGAACAGGAGAGUGAUCUCCAGAGGGAUAUGAAUACAAGGUUCGACACACAAUUUUGCAAAAGUAGCCAGCAGCAAAGUAACAAUCUGUCUAUUGUAGACAAUGGAUUAGAAAAUCUUCCUAAUACUUACCAGCAUGAUUUUGUGUUGCCGCAGUUGUCUCAAGAGGUCACUCAUUCACAAGUUCCAGGAUGUAAUGAAAUUGUUACAAAUUAUGAGCCUCUGGAAAGUGUUACGCCUAAUGCCACAAGGUCACCCAGUAGGACUUCUUUCAAACUGUUCAGGUGUCAACACUGUGAUUAUGCCACUUACAUGUAUAGCAACCUUAAGCUGCAUUUGAGGACACACACUGGUGAAAAACCAUUUGAGUGUAAUGAAUGCAGCAAGAUGUUUCGGACCUCUAGCCAUUUGCGGAGACAUAGCUACAUGCACUUACAGGAAUGUCGUAAAUAUGAUGAUUCUUACCUGUAUUUAAGGAACAGUUCAAAACGUAUUAAAAAGCAGUGUAAAACUCAGGGCACAACUCUAAGAAGAGAUGAUCUUAGUUCUGUGGAAGACUUGGAGCGUGUCCACUCCAUGUUCAGCCCAGAAAGCUUUGAGAAACCGAUGGAUCUUUACAGGGGCAAAGAAAGCAAAAAUGCUCUGCCAUCACAAAGUCAAGCCCAAUACUACAAGUGUGCAGAAUGCAAUUACACGACAUACGUUUUAAGUAACCUUAAGCUCCACGUCAUGAUUCACACAGGUGAAAAACCCCACGCCUGUGAUAUUUGUGAGAAGAAGUUUCGUACCACAAGUCACCUAAAUCGACACAAGCUCCUGCAUUUCAACACGGAGCUCUUCAAAUGUAAAACCUGUGACUAUUCAACAGACAAAUGGCAAACCCUCAAGCAGCAUCUGGUUUCACAUAUGGAUGGUACCAAGCUCCGAGAGCCAUCACCACUGUCUGUCAAAACCUACAGGUGUCAAGAGUGUGGCUAUGCCACUGCUCACAGUGGAAACCUGAAGCAACACUUGCGAAUUCAUACAGGUGAAAGGCCGUACACGUGCGACCAAUGUGCUCUUGCUUUCCGCACAUCGAGCCACCUCAAGCGCCACUUGCUGACUCAUUUGAAGUUACACUGCAAUUCCUGUGAGUUUUCCACUAGGGAUAAAUAUGCUUUGAAGAAGCACAUAAAAGUGCACAAGGAUAAACCUGCAGAUACCUGAAGUUCAAUAUAAUGCUUUCCAUCCUCAGUUUUGUAUAGAACCAUCAAUCAGCAGUGUUUGAAGACUGGACAGUAAAAUAGGAUUCAUUAAAAUUUGGGGUUAUAAGCUCCAGGAAGUUCACAGUAUUUCAAACAUGUUCUUUGCCCUGCAUCCACUAUGCCAACUGUCAUCAAUUUUAAAGUUGCCAUGGUAAAAAUUGUGGAAGCACCCAUGGGAUCUGGGCUAUAGUACACUGAAUGGAAAUUAAGGGAUGAUGCAUAAAGCGGGCAUAAAACACAUGUACAUUUUUAAUUUAAGUUCCAUCAUGUGCUGUGUUAAAAAGACUCAAAGCUGUUAAAAGCCCAAUGUAGUUUAAGAAAAGGGUGAAAAUCUAGGCCAGGGUUGGUAUAGGAAAGAGUUGUUCUGUAAGUGCUUACCUGAUUGAUAAACACACUUUUGCACCACCUACCAUUGCCUUGUGAGCAAGGAUGUGAGGUGCUAUUUGAGUUCCUGUACUUAUUUUCAGCACAGGCCCCACCUUUAUAUUAGGCUGAUCUUUUCUGUACCACAUGAUUGAGAUGUGCAGACAAAACAUAUUUAAGUGAAAUAAUUUUUAAUCCAAUUCUUUCUAGCACAUCAGCAACUUGCAAACUAAAAAUUGCAGAGUUGUGUGAAAAAUUAGUUGAAAAUGGAUCCCUCCUCCCAUUUGCUGUAUGUUGCAAUCCCUGUUCUGGGGGUUUUCUAUACCAGUGUCCAGAGGACGGACUUAAGAAAAUAACUUAUGGAACCAGGUCAUUGCAAUCACCAAUUUAGAGAUGUACGAUGCGGGUUAAAGGGUACGUGUAAACACAUUCCAGUCAAUAGAUUACUAGCCACUGAUCCAUGUUGACAUCUUGCCUUUUCAGUCCUGGAGAGGAGAAAUGAAAGACUUUCCAGAGUCACCCUCCACCGCUUUUUUGAAUGUGGCGACAUUCCCAGUUGAGAACCACUGUUGUUGCUGGCUCAGCUUACCUCAGUGCUUGUCAACCGGAUGUUGCUGCCUCCAGAUAAAACUGCCCUACUUACCUGCUGCACAGCCAGACUGGGAAUGGCCGUGGCACUUGUGUGUGAUCCUCCUGUGUAGGGCUCUCUGAUUAACCUAAAGCAGGCAGGAGCUACCUCCUCCUAUAGCCCUUCCCAGUCUGGCACUCCCGGGAACAGUUACACCUGUGCGCCUCUUUCUCAUGCCUCUGUUUCCAGGUCGAGUGGGAACGGGGACAGACUGGGAAGACCUACAGCCUGAGCCAGCUCCUGCCUGCUUUAGGGUUAUCAGGGAACUCUAAUGCAAGAGUACAAUGUGUGGCAUCGCAGCACUCCUGCGGGUGUCUCGUAGCACUCUGGUUGAGAAUUGCUGAUGUGAAUGCAUCUUUUGAUGCUUGUUUACUUUUCAGGCAGCCUGACAGAAAUAAUCGUCUAUAUUUUGCAUGCCACCGUUUUAGUGGCCUAAUUUUGUGAGAUGCUGAGCAUCCUCAAAACUCGUUUCUGGAUAAAUACCAAACUUGUUUGCAACCAAAAAAGUUGGAAGCGCAAGUUACAAAGCGUGGUUGGCUCCAGCCGAGCCCACCACUUUUAUCCUAGUUAUUGUGCAGCCCAGUCCAGAAAAUCUUCUCCAAGGUCAUAAACAUUUCAUAGAAAAAGUAUGGGUCUUUUAAUUUUUUCUUAUUAUUUUAGCUAAUAGUAAUUUAAAGGAGACUUUUCUUAGCACUGCUUGUUUCCCAUGUACCUUGUUUUUUACUAAAAUUCAUAACCCAUGAAGAGUUUUGUUUAUGUAGGAUUAUAGAUCAAAUAAAGUAAAUUAUUUUAGAAGAGGUGACUAAGUUGAUUCCUGCAUCUGUUAUAAACGUGGACUGCUGUUUCUGAAAAAUACACUUAAGUUCAUGUUCUACAUUGCUGCCCAUAUCUUUUGAAAAAUUCUCUGCUAUGGAAAAGAUAAAUAAUGGAAAUGUGCUGCAUCUCUAUUCAUCAGUUUGUAUAGAAUUGUGUUCAGAUAAUGUACAUGGUUUUGAUGUACAUUUCCAGUAUUAAAGUCUUAAAUGUGUUAAAAUAACCUUAGCUCAAAAGUUGGUAAAAUGCAGUGUUAGCCAUUGAAGUAUUUACAGCUUUGCCUUUAUAAACAGAGGCUGUUAAUAUGGCUUCUUCAAAAUGCAAUGAAUACUGUAAUAAUUGUAAGAUUUUAAUAAC